CCAAAGCCCUUCCCCUAUAAAAACAACCAGGCCGUUUCGCCCAGAUGCUUUCCCCGUACCUCCCCGCUCUCUCCAUGUCUGCCCUCAUCGCUCCAGACGCCCCCCUAGCAUCCCCGCUCUCAGACUCCUCUUGGGAACACACCCAGCCCCUCCACUCUCCCACACAGUCCAUAGACUCCUUCGCUCUCCAGUACCCUCACUACGCCCACAACAACAACAACAACCAAUACCCCCAACCUGGCCCUGCCAUGUCCCAGUCCGACUCGAUACACCUUAGCAACCCCAUGUUCAGGAUGCGUAUGAGUCCGGAGUAUGGCUCAGACGUCGACCAGCAGCUCUGUCUACCCACUCACCAGCUCUUCGACCUCCCUCCCACCCCACCCUCUCCCUCCGGCUCAAGCGGCGGUGCUGCUUCUGUCUCUUCCUCUUCACCACCUUCAGAUCACUCUCGUCUACCUUUCGGCGCUGGGGCGCCGGCUGUCAAACGCCGUUCAAGCCCUGGGCCACCUGUUUCAAAAAAGCCGCGCGCUUCCGGCGAACGCAUCACCACCAAAGACUUUGUGCCUCCCGACGUUUCAGGUCUCAGCAAGCGCGAAGCUAGGUUGGUCAAGAAUAGGGCCGCCGCCUUCCUUUCUAGACAAAGAAAGCGCGAGGAGUUCGAGACCAUGGAAGUUCGCGUCGCCGAGCUAGAGCAGGAGAACGCGCGCCUGUUGGCGAUGACCUCCGGGGGCAGUUCAACAGCGUCGACCGCAUUGCACUCGCAGGUGCAGUCGCGGCCUCCGCAACCACCCGCAGAACUUCUCUCCGAGAUCGACCAACUCCGGGCGCAGCUCGCCGCCGCAGAGCAACGCGAGCGAGAACUCUCCUCGCGACUCUCGCGGCAUUCGCCGUCGACGAUCAAGAUGGAGGCCCCUGAACCACAGCUCCCGUCGCCGCCAACGAUGGCCGCCUCUCGUCCCUCGUCCCUCCAACAAAUCACCCACAAGGGUGAGAAGACGGGCGCGAGCCUCAGCUUGUUGGUUCUUCUCUGUGCCCUGCCCUCCAUUUUCUCUGUCACUGCGCAAUCGGGGCCCAUGCCAAUGUCAGGAACAUUCCCACUCUCCGGUAUUCCAUCCAAUCCAUUCGCCUCCUCCUCGAACAACGUCGACUUUGGCUCCUUUUUGCCUAACGAGUACGACUGGCGGUCACCAAACGCCAUGGACCUCGAUUUCGACUUCCAUCGCCAACGACAGCAUGUCCCCGGUCGCUCGCCAGCGAAGAAGCUCGAGUUCGUCGAUACUGGUGCAGAGAAACUGGGCCUCGGUAACUUGGACAUCACCUUUGACGCUGAACCAUCUCAAGACGGUAAAAUUCGUGUACGGAUACACCCAUCCGGCUCAUCCGGCUCUUCUCCAUCAGCAUCCCUGUCCUCCGCUUCCCUUUCCUCAUUCGACGACGCCAUGCCACAAUCGCUUUGGGAUUCUCAACCGCCGCAAUCGUAUCUCGGGGGCUUCGAUACCUCGUCGCUCUCUUCGUUGGACUCGUCGGACCCAUUCCUCGGCAUCGGAGGCAUGACUUCGUUAUCCGAGUUUGGGUUUGACCCCGCGAUGCUCGCGGGUGGCAUGUCACAGACGCAGAUCCCCACUUCGACCGGCGCAAAGCGGGUCAGGAUUGCGUUGAAGAGCAUGCCGACCGUAGGUGGAGGUGCCGGCGAGUGGGAGGUCGAGCUCUGCUAAGCCCGUCCUCUUCGCGGUCCUUACGGCGGGCUUGUUCUGUUCGGAUCCCCGAAUGGGAUCGGUUGAAUCCACCUUAUCGGCUCCGAACUCUGCGGUUCGGGAAAUGGGCAGAGUCUGGCGGUCUCUUCAUUGUUUAUGUCUACCUAUGUGCACCGUCUCUACUUCGCAUCUUGCAUCCAUCAUGUCCCCUCGUCGCUCAGCUUUCGUCUUCCAUGUACCCCCUUUAUGGAUCUCCUCUUCCUUCCGUCUUGCUCUACUUUAUCCAUACCCUCCGCUAUUACCCCACCCGUCGCCGUCUUCGUUCCGUCUUCGCUUUUACCCCUGCCUUUCGUCAUCGAAGACCCCACAGGGCAUUCUCUUCUUCUUUUGUUUUUACUUCCGCUUUUCUUCCGAAUUCCUCUUUUCAGGUCUCAAACUUUGAGCGGCCGACGACUCGCCGGCCGCGGUACCUACGCUGCUAUUUAUUUCUUCCUCUUCCUUGCGUUCGGGAACUCACUCUCGCCGUUCGUCAUUGUAUACGUAUCUCGCUUUCGCAUCUUCUCUGUUCAUCUAUCUAUCCCCUUUGCUCUUACCUCCGCAUUACUCGAAUUUCAAGUCUUGGAUGGAUCGGCUUAGCUUGGGCUCGGGCAACGCACAUGCAUUUUCAUUUCUUCUUUCCUUUUGUGUACCGUAUGCCUUUGGUUCGGAUAGAAUGCCAGAAAGGGGUUCGAAAGAACAAGAUACGGACGGACAAGGGGUGGAUCGCUGAAAGUAAGAUAUAUAUCGCUUUUCGGAAGAAUAUACAUAGUCUUUUUGUUUUCCUUUUUGUUUUCUUUCUUUUUUCUUCUUCUUUUUUUCUUUAGUUAGUCUCAGAUCACGGUCUCCCCCUCUCUCUGGCAUCGGCAUAUUGUACAUAUGGAAUCUCUCCCACUCAUUUUUAACUCACACACAACUCAACACCC
Stereum hirsutum FP-91666 SS1 is the source of this 2656-nucleotide messenger RNA. RefSeq lists its product as uncharacterized. Gene Ontology annotation, biological process: regulation of DNA-templated transcription. The record is from RefSeq and is a predicted model, not a curated record. Bases 45 to 1715 code for a protein of 556 amino acids. The transcript has 3 exons. Gene Ontology annotation, molecular function: DNA-binding transcription factor activity. NCBI's taxonomy places the organism in Eukaryota, Fungi, Basidiomycota, Agaricomycetes, Russulales, Stereaceae.